Messenger RNA from Phoenix dactylifera (date palm), 885 nucleotides. RefSeq lists its product as uncharacterized. The record is from RefSeq and is a predicted model, not a curated record. Lineage: Eukaryota; Viridiplantae; Streptophyta; Magnoliopsida; Arecales; Arecaceae.
AUGCUGGAGGAAGCAAUACCGUCGAUCUGGGCGUUGGUCCACGGCUGGCUCACUCCCACCGUCCUUUUCAUUCUGGUCAACCUCGUCAUCGGCACCAUCGCCGUCACCUCCAAGGGAAUCCGCGGCGACGCCGGCGGUGGCGGCGAACCUCGCAACCUUUCCCGCGCCCCCUCCCUCGUCCUCGAUCGCCUCCGCUCCUUCAACCUCUACCGCUACCGCUCCGGCGACGUCCCCAUCGAGAGCGCCGCCGGGUCCGAGCCACUCGAAACCCUCCAUGCCUCGCCGGAUCGCGCCGUCUCCGACUACCGCUCCCGCUCCGGAGACAUUCCCCUCGAGAGCGCUGCCGGGUCCGAGCCACUCGAAACCCUCCAUGCCUUGCCGGAUCUCGCCGUCUCCGACUACCGCUCCCGCUCCCGCUCCGGAGACAUCCCCCUCGAGAGCGCCGCCGGGUCCGAGCCACUCGAAACCGUCCAUGCCCUGCCGGAUCCCGCCGUCUCCGAGGCCGCGGAGGCGAUCCACGCCGUCUCCGAGGCCGCGGAGGAGCACCACCAGUUCAGCCAGAUCCAGUUGGACGCGCGCCCGACGGUGGGGGAGGCGCCGGUGAAGCUGGCCGCGAAGAUGAAGAAGUCGGCGAGUGACGAGUCGAUGUUCGCGCACAUCGAGGCCGAGGAGGCGGAGGUGGUUCCUCGGCCGGCGACGGUGAGGCCGAGGACCGGGCGGCAGGAGCCGAAGGCGGAGGAGGAGGAGGACGACGCGGGAGGGGAGGUGGACGCCCGCGCCGACGACUUCAUCAACCGGUUCCGGCAGCAGCUCGAGCUUCAGCGGCUCGACUCCAUCGUGAGGUACAAGGAGAUGCUCAACCGUGGGGUUGGAAAUCGAAUUUAG